This is a messenger RNA of Episyrphus balteatus (marmalade hoverfly), 2105 nucleotides long. RefSeq names its product hydroxymethylglutaryl-CoA synthase 1. The coding region runs from base 150 to 1532 and encodes 460 amino acids. The transcript has a single exon. Gene Ontology annotation, molecular function: hydroxymethylglutaryl-CoA synthase activity. The record is from RefSeq and is a predicted model, not a curated record. NCBI's taxonomy places the organism in Eukaryota, Metazoa, Arthropoda, Insecta, Diptera, Syrphidae. Gene Ontology annotation, biological process: acetyl-CoA metabolic process.
AACCCUUUACUGGCUCUUGCUACGAAAUCCAAGUCACAACAAAAAAGGUGAAAGUUAUUUUGCUUCAUCUUGUUUAACAAAAAUUUUGUUGCCAGACAACUUUGUUACCUUCUCGUUGCGUGCCUUUUUGUUGAGAAAUAUUUGAAAAAAUGUGGCCAGAAAAUGUUGGAAUCCUUGCCAUUGAGGUGAUAUUUCCCUCACAAUAUGUCGACCAAACUGAAUUGGAAACAUUUGAUGGAGCAUCAGCUGGCAAAUACACUAUCGGUCUGGGACAGAGCAAAAUGGGAUUCUGUUCGGAUCGAGAAGAUGUUAAUUCUCUUUGUUUGACUGUUGUCAGUCGGAUUCUAGAGAAACAUCAUAUCAAACCAAGUGAGAUUGGUCGUUUGGAAGUUGGAACUGAGACUAUUAUUGAUAAAUCCAAAUCAGUCAAGUCGGUUCUGAUGCAAUUGUUUGCCGAUCAUGGAGCUACAGAUAUCGAAGGAAUUGAUACCACGAAUGCGUGUUAUGGAGGAACUGCAGCUCUCUUUAACUCUGUCAAUUGGAUAGAAUCAUCUAGUUGGGAUGGUAGACUUGCUCUAGCAGUUUGUGCAGAUAUUGCUGUAUAUGCUAAAGGAGCUGCACGACCAACAGGAGGUGCUGGAGCUAUUGCCAUGCUUAUUGGACCAAAUGCUCCUUUAGUUUUCGAUAGGGGUUUGAGAGCUACCCAUAUGGAACAUGCCUAUGACUUUUAUAAACCUGAUUUGAGUUCGGAAUAUCCAACUGUGGAUGGUAAACUAUCGAUUCAGUGCUAUUUGUCAGCUCUGGACACCUGUUAUCAACUGUAUCGUAAGAAAUUCCAAGCAAAGUAUCCUGACACAGCUAAAGUGGGUUUGGAGAACUUUGAUGCUCUACUAUUUCACACACCGUUUUGCAAAUUGGUUCAAAAAUCAGUCGCCAGAGUCGUUUUCAAUGACUAUCUACUUACACCUGAGGAUAAACGAUCAACUCUUUAUCCGGGAUUGGAUAAAUUCUCAAAUUCUACACUCGCUUCAACCUAUUUCGAUCGUGAUGUGGAGAAGACCUUUAUGACACAAUUUGCUGAUGUUUUUGAAAAGAAAACUAAAAAAUCUCUCCUGCUUGCCAGUCAAGUUGGUAAUAUGUACACACCAUCGGUGUAUUCAGGUCUAGUAUCACUGCUGGUCAGUGAGCAACCAGAUAGUUUAGUUGGAACUCGUAUUGGUCUGUUUUCAUAUGGAUCUGGUUUAGCUGCAUCGAUGUACUCAAUUUCAGUUACCAAAGAUGCUGAUUGUUUUAAGAAAUUCGUUUCAAAAUUGGACUAUGUCCUGCCAAUGUUGAAUUCUCGAGAGAAACUCUCACCGGAGGAAUUCUCACAGUUGAUGGAGAUUCGUGAGAAGAAUAAUCAUGCUGCUCCUUAUACACCAACUGGGAGUGUGGCUGUACUCUUCCCUGGAACUUAUUACCUCAAGGAAGUCGAUGAAUUACAUCGAAGGACGUACGAACGAGUACCAACAAUCUCUAAUGGAGUCCACUAAGUGGGGACUGCCGCUUUUAAUUAUCUUUUUUUUUUUUCUAUCCGAAUUAGAGAAAAUUCAUUGUAAUCGGAAUUCAGUUAUGAAUGUCAACUUUAAAUAAAUUUAAAUAAUAAUAUGGUAAAUGAAAAUCUCUGAGAUUUUUAACAGAAUUCCGGUUUACGAUGUGUUAUGUUAAUGAGGGUGAUUAUUUAUUAUUAAUUAAUUAAUUAUUACAAAAAAAAUCAUUUUCUUUAUUUAUUUUAAAGAAGAUCUUAAUUCUCUUGACAAUAAUUUAUUUUAAAAUUUAAUUUACACACAAAAUGCACGGUGCAAAGUUUAAUUAUUAUUAAAUUAAAAUAAAAAAUAUAAAUUGUUAUAAUUUUUUUGAAUGGGCGGGAAAAAAUUUAAAAAAAAAAAUAUAAUUAAAAUUUAAAAAAAAAAAACCGUUGUAUAUAAAAUGUGAAUGAAAAUUUUGAUACCUUGUAGUUAGGUAGAGAGCUCUUAAAAUAGUUAAACAAAAAAAAAUACAUUAAAAUAUAAAACAAAUAAUGAUGAUGGUGGAUAAAUGUAUAAAAUACAAAAAAAAAAUAAAAA